AUGAUCCAAGGCAUCUUUUACGCAAGAUUCUUCCCCCAAGAAGGUCCCAAAAUAGUCGCUCAAUCACCCCCUGGAUGCAUCACCCCCUCCGAAACAACCCUCAACACCCGCCAGCCUCUCAUCGACUUCGACGUCCUCCAGGAAUACAUCAUCCCCCGCCAGGCCUUCUGCAACCGCUACGUCACUAUCAACUCUCCCGACGGCAAGUACACCGUCCUCGGCUAUCCCGUCGUCAUUGCCCACGCCAAAUACCUCCGCAAUGAGUUCAUCUUCAACUUUGGCAUCCUCAUCGAGGCCGACGUCGACCAGACUCCCUACGAAGGCGUGGUGAGGUACCUCGCUGCCACCUUUGCCGAGAUGGAGAAGCAGAAUGAGUAUCUGAGCUUGGGCGAGGGCGACGGGCUCAAGGACCAUGAGGCGAGGCGGCCCAUUGAGAGUUUGUUGGAGAUUGUCAAGGAGGAUUUGAACAAUUAUGGCGAGUGCAUGAUUCCCGUGGACGAAGCCAACACCAUCAACAUGAAGCUUUUCCCUCACCACCGCACACCCCCCACCGUCAAAGGCUGGCACGUCCCCGUCGCCAAAGUCAAGUUUUCGGAAAUCGUCGACCCAACAUGGGAUCUCACACUCCAAAAGGUAAUCGCCAAAAUAGACGGCGUCUCAGACGUGCGCCGCAUCGCCCACGCCGCCUCCGUCUCGCUCGACCUCGCCAAAACCGCCCUCCGCCACCUCCUCUACUACGACACCAUCCUCCUCAUCGACAUCUUCUUCUUCAGCUCGUGCUACGCCGCCCGGCCCGCCAUCCACGACUUCAUCCGCAACGUCGACGGCAUUGUGGACGAGUGCGCCGGCUACGUCUCCCACGGCCGCGGCAGAGUCAGCAACUACCACCUCAUCAAGCUCAUGUCGUCGUUUGCCCCGAGCAAGAGUGUCAAGGAGUGGAUCAUGACGAGCCAGGACUCUGGCUUUGACGUGUUGAAUUACGUUGAUGUUCGGCGGUUUGUGCAGUUUGGCGUUAUAAAGGGGUGUUUGUACCGUGUGCACAAGUAUGUCCUCUCGAAGCAGUAUCUUGCUGCGUUGGCGUCGGGUGAGAGUCGGCCUGUACCCGGGGGUGAUUCCUUGCAAAAGUAUACGGAUGGGAGCCAUCACUUUGACCAGAUUAUCACGGAGCAGAAUCUGACGAAUGAUGAAAUUAUGGAUAAGUUGAAGGUUUUGCCGGUCCCAAAGGGCGAUCUCACAGUGUUGUACAGGUAG
Messenger RNA from Pochonia chlamydosporia 170, 1251 nucleotides. Its product is annotated as tumor suppressor candidate 4. Gene Ontology annotation, cellular component: GATOR1 complex; vacuolar membrane. The transcript has 3 exons. Lineage: Eukaryota; Fungi; Ascomycota; Sordariomycetes; Hypocreales; Clavicipitaceae. Gene Ontology annotation, molecular function: GTPase activator activity. Bases 1 to 1251 code for a protein of 416 amino acids. Gene Ontology annotation, biological process: positive regulation of autophagy; negative regulation of TORC1 signaling. The record is from RefSeq and is a predicted model, not a curated record.